This is a messenger RNA of Cydia strobilella, 423 nucleotides long. RefSeq lists its product as uncharacterized. The coding region runs from base 10 to 408 and encodes 132 amino acids. The record is from RefSeq and is a predicted model, not a curated record. The transcript has 3 exons. Lineage: Eukaryota; Metazoa; Arthropoda; Insecta; Lepidoptera; Tortricidae.
UUUAUAAAAAUGUACUGUCUGUGUAUAAGUUUAGUUUUAAUAUCAACAGUGAUGUAUACUAACGCUGCUGUUGCGUUGUAUAAGGCACAAGAGAAGCCGACAGAAUUUGCAAACGAGGAGGGGUGCUACCUAGAACACUUGAAUAAAGUGAUACCAUAUGGCGAUUACUACCCGGAGAAGUCGUGUUAUAAGUACACGUGUGAUACGGAUAAUAUUACGCAGACGUUCUCAUGCGGCGUAGUGGAAGUAGACAAAAGAUGUGCACUCGUCAGCAACGAAGAGGCGGACUACCCUGAUUUCUGUCCAACUGAGAUAUGCGGCACCAUUUCACCUGAGCAUUUAACUGAAGAAAACGAAACUAAACCAGUGUUCGAAGAAUCCAGUGAAGAAGGAAGAAGAAUCCUGUGAAAGAACUAAAUCACC